CUAUGUCUCUCAUUUUUGACAUCAAUCCAUCCUUCAACCUUCCUCUGCUUUCUCCCUCUCCAUCACUAAUCCUUUUUCUUAAUCUUAGUACAACUAAACUCAAGUGAUCAUCACUUCAUCAUCGAUUUUCAACAAUGAAGAAAGUUAUACUAAAGUUGGAUUUACACGAUGAUAAGUGCAAACAAAAAGCCAUGAAAUCUGUUUCUGGCCUUUCAGGGGUUGAAUCAGUUGCGGUGGAUUCGAAAGAAUCAAAAAUGACAGUAAUCGGAGAUGUUGAUCCAGUUGAGGUUGUAAACAAACUGAGAAAACAUUGUCAUACAACAAUAAUAUCGGUUGGACCGAAAGAAGAACCGAAAAAAGAAGAACCGAAAAAAGAAGAACCAAAGAAAGAACCGGAAAAAGAAGAGCCACCGAAAUGCACACCUGAACAACAAUUAGCUGCUUAUAUUAGUGCCUAUAAAGCUCAUAAUCCUCCACGUUAUUACGUUCAGAGUUGUGAAGAAAAUCCAAAUGCUUGUGUUAUUUGUUAAGGUAAUUAAUUACUUUUCUUUUUUGUUUUUGAAGAGAGCAACCCAUUGAAUUAGGAUUAAAAUAAAACCUUAAAUUGGUUUCAUAGUUGGUUGAAAAUCUUGUUGUACAUGGUCAUUGUUUUUAGUAUUAAUUCAGGGUUUUGUGAAAUGUGGAAGUACAAGAACACAAACUUAUGUGAUGGAGCGAAUUUGGAUGAAUGGCAUUCUUCUAUUAUUUCAUCAUUUUGAGUGAGAAAUUGCAUAACGGGCCGUAUUUAGUUCGUAAUAUAACGUUGGGAUACUUGGCUAUAAAAAUCGUAAUGUUGCUAUUUUACAAUGCCGAAUGUGAAGUGUUAUGUAGCAUAAUUGUAUUUUUUUUCUUCUUUUGAUAUUGUUAAUAUUUGGUGACAUCUAUUGACAUUGUUUGUGAUAAUUAAGUUUGAGUUUAGUAUGCGGUACGUUGCGUCA
Molecule: messenger RNA, 977 nt
Organism: Papaver somniferum (opium poppy)
Lineage: Eukaryota; Viridiplantae; Streptophyta; Magnoliopsida; Ranunculales; Papaveraceae
Product: heavy metal-associated isoprenylated plant protein 39-like
Exons: 3
Coding region: 135-530 (131 amino acids)
Molecular function (GO): metal ion binding
Source: RefSeq, a predicted model, not a curated record